Cynoglossus semilaevis (tongue sole) is the source of this 1444-nucleotide messenger RNA. RefSeq names its product N-methylpurine DNA glycosylase (gene mpg). The record is from RefSeq and is a predicted model, not a curated record. Gene Ontology annotation, biological process: base-excision repair. NCBI's taxonomy places the organism in Eukaryota, Metazoa, Chordata, Actinopteri, Pleuronectiformes, Cynoglossidae. Gene Ontology annotation, molecular function: DNA binding; alkylbase DNA N-glycosylase activity. The transcript is spliced from 3 exons. Bases 298 to 1167 code for a protein of 289 amino acids.
ACUGCCUCAGUUACCACCUAGGGUCCAAAUGGAACAGUUAAAUUGGCAACGACCAUUAGAUGCAAGAGAAGACGCACCGGAAGUGCUGGUUCACUUCCGAUGUAAACAAAGCAGCGCGGUCCCUUUAAGGAAAACGGUCGCGUAUUUCCGGCUUGUUAUGUUUUGCUAAGCAUCGAUGGUAAUUCAUUUCGACGACAACUUUUAAAAAGAUAAGGCACCAGUUGUUUCUAAAAGUGCUGGCGAAAUAAUUUAGAAACUAUCGCAGCGUGGUUAACGUGUUUUUUGGGACACAGCACGAUGGCAGGGAUAAAAAGAAAGAUGACAGUAGCAACAGCAGGAAAAACCCCAAGUAAACACACAAAGCAAAAACAUGCCAAACUAAAGGAUCAAAAUGACGUUACAGAACAACAGGAGAAAAGUCAUUAUUUCAGUGAAAAGAAUCGGCAGCAGCGACUGGGAGAAGAGUUUUUCCAACAGCCUUGUAUCAGUUUAGCCAAAGCGCUUCUGGGAAAGGUGUUGGUGCGCAGGUGUGCAGAGGGUGAGCUGCGAGGAAGAAUUGUUGAGACUGAAUCUUACCUUGGAGGCGAGGACAAAGCUUCUCACUCAGCCGGAGGCAAACGCACUGAAAGGAACACUGCCAUGUUCAUGAAGCCGGGCACGAUUUAUGUGUAUCCAAUUUACGGCAUCUACCUCUGUAUGAACGUGUCUAGUGAAGGGGAGGGGGCUGCUGUGUUGCUGCGCUCCGCUGAGCCCCUGCAGGGUCACUCCAUCAUGGAACAGCUGAGGUCAGCUAGGCGAAAAACAGAAGGACGAAAACUUAAGGACAGAGAACUCUGCAACGGGCCCUCCAAACUGUGCCAGGCUCUGAACAUAACCCGUUGUCUUGACCGUAGAGACCUUGCCUCAGAUCCAGAGGUAUGGCUGGAGGAGGACCCCAACGCCAGUCCUGUAGACCCUGAAAAUAUCGUGUCCGCAGCGCGGGUCGGAAUCGAGUCUCACGGUGAAUGGGCCAAGAAGCCGUGGCGGUUUUAUCUUCGUGGUCAUCCUUGUGUCAGCGUGGUGAACAAAGAAGCGGAAAGAAAGCAGGAAUCUGUAAACGAAAUGAAUGACACGCAUCCGUCAGAUUUGAGUAGGAACAGCGAACGCACAACUGUCAAUGUGACGUGAUGGGUGUAUUACUGUAUCUACAAUGUGUUUGUUUGUGGACUUUAUUACCAGACUGUCCAACAGCCUUGUAUUUUUAAAAUAUUCUCAAUUCAAUCAUUAGAGCUGUCAUUACGCCUAAUUACAUUUUAUUUAAGUUAAUUUCCCAACUGUUGAACUGAUAGUCAAAAAGUCCAACGUUAGUUCUAACUUUAUCCUAAUAGUCUUACCACGUCUAAAACACACAUUGUUUUACAUUAGAGUCAGACCUGAAUGUCAGAAACCAGUGAGUUAUUUUGUA